This is a messenger RNA of Oncorhynchus masou masou (cherry salmon), 6775 nucleotides long. RefSeq names its product glutamate receptor ionotropic, NMDA 1. The transcript has 23 exons. Gene Ontology annotation, molecular function: NMDA glutamate receptor activity. Gene Ontology annotation, cellular component: NMDA selective glutamate receptor complex; plasma membrane; synapse. NCBI's taxonomy places the organism in Eukaryota, Metazoa, Chordata, Actinopteri, Salmoniformes, Salmonidae. The record is from RefSeq and is a predicted model, not a curated record. Gene Ontology annotation, biological process: regulation of membrane potential; monoatomic ion transport; ionotropic glutamate receptor signaling pathway. The coding region runs from base 424 to 3342 and encodes 972 amino acids.
CAGCCCCGAGCACAGCGUCAGUAUUAUCACCUCACAGAACAGCCCGCGCCGAGCCCACAGAGGACCGGUAGAGCAAUAAUACUGUGCACAAAGGGAGCCGCAUACGCCACGAAAUAUGCUCUAACUCGUUUAUAUCGACAUUGGAAGAAAGACAAUGGGGGAAAUAGGCAAAGGAAGAUAAUAAUCUUUGAAGAAAUGCUUCUGAAUCAGCGGAGAUCCAACAACGAACAAGGUCCUGACCAUGCACAUUCCUCCGCAUUGCACUUAAAUCAAAUGUGCAGAUUUUCCAUACUGUCCAGCGGGACGGUGGUUCAAGUCGUGGUAACCGGGUGAACAGUGCAGUCCAGAAUCCGGGAAAGCCCACCUGCCAACACGAGGGAAAGACGGAUCUGGGGUCCACUGUGCGUUUUGGUCGUUUACACGAUGCGUUUGUUUCUGCUGGCGGUGUUCCUUUCGUGCUCCUGUGCGCGGGCUGGCUGCGAGCCGAAGAUAGUGAACAUCGGAGCCGUCCUGAGCCAGAAGAGGUACGAGCAAGUCUUUAAGGAUGCAGUGACCCAGGCGAACCAGAUAUAUGGGAGAGAUAAAUUCAAGUUGACCGCCAUCUCCGUAACGCACAAACCCAACGCUAUCCAGAUGGCUCUCUCCGUCUGCGAGGACCUCAUCUCCAACCAGGUGUAUGCCAUCCUCGUGAGUCAUCCUCCCCAGUCCAACGACCACCUCACCCCUACGCCUGUGUCCUACACCGCAGGCUUCUACCGCAUCCCUGUUGUGGGCCUCACCACACGCAUGUCCAUCUACUCCGACAAGAGUAUCCACUUGUCUUUUCUGCGGACUGUCCCCCCGUACUCCCACCAGGCUCACGUGUGGUUCGACAUGAUGCGAGAGUUUCGAUGGAACCACAUCAUCCUGAUCGUCAGCGAUGACCACGAGGGGCGGGCCGCGCAGAAGAGACUGGAGACCCUACUGGAGGAGAGGGAAACAAAGAAUAAAAAAAGGAACUAUGAAAACCUCGACCAACUGUCCUAUGACAACAAGCGAGGACCAAAGGCAGAGAAAGUCCUCCAGUUCAGCCAGGAGACUAACUUAACUGCGCUGCUUCUAGAGGCCAAAGAGCUGGAGGCUCGCGUCAUCAUCCUCUCCGCCAGCGAAGAGGACGCUGCUGCAGUUUACAAGGCUGCCCGUUUCCUCAACAUGACGGGCUCGGGUUACGUGUGGCUGGUGGGAGAGCGGGAGAUGUCGGGUAAAGCCCUGAGUGAGGCACCAGAUGGUCUCAUUGGCCUCCAGCUCAUCAACGGCAAGAACGAGUCGGCCCACAUCAAUGACGCAGUGGCCGUGGUGGCCCAGUCCAUCCAGGAGCUCUUUGAGAAGGAGAACAUUACUGAGCCGCCCAGAGGCUGCGUGGGAAACACCAACAUCUGGAAGACCGGGCCCCUCUUCAAAAGGGUUCUGAUGUCAUCAAAGUACCCAGAGGGCCUCACUGGACGAGUGGAAUUCAAUGACGAUGGCGACAGGAAGUACGCUCACUACAGCAUUCUCAACUACCAGAAGAGUCGACUCAUUCAAGUUGGGAUUUACAAUGGAACACAGGUGGUGAUGAAUAAUCAGAGGAAGAUCAUCUGGCCGGGAGGAGAGACAGAGAAACCGCGGGGCUUUCAGAUGUCCACGAGACUAAAGAUAGUGACCAUACACCAGGAGCCCUUUGUGUAUGUGAAACCCACUGAGCAGGAUGGAACCUGCAAGGAGGAAAAAACCUUAAAUGGAGUGGCAGAUAUUAAAAAGGUGAUCUGCACUGGACCAAAUGAGACCAUCCCAGGUAACACAACAGGACGUCCAAUUGUGCCUCAAUGUUGUUAUGGAUUCUGUAUUGACCUACUUAUCAAGUUGGCUGGAACCAUGAACUUUACCUAUGAAGUACACCUGGUGGCUGAUGGGAAAUUUGGAACACAGGAGCGGGUGAACAACAGCAACAAGAAAGAGUGGAAUGGCAUGAUGGGAGAGCUCCUGGGGGGUCUGGCAGAUAUGAUCGUUGCCCCGCUGACAAUAAACAACGAACGAGCCCAGUACAUCGAAUUCUCCAAACCUUUUAAGUACCAAGGCCUAACCAUCCUCGUUAAAAAGGAAAUCCCUCGCAGUACACUGGACUCGUUCAUGCAGCCGUUUCAGAGCACACUGUGGCUGCUGGUGGGUCUUUCGGUGCAUGUGGUGGCGGUGAUGCUUUACCUACUAGACCGGUUCAGCCCGUUUGGGAGGUUUAAAGUAAACAGUGAAGAAGAAGAAGAAGACGCCCUCACCUUGUCGUCAGCCAUGUGGUUCUCCUGGGGAGUGUUGCUUAACUCCGGUAUUGGAGAAGGCGCGCCGCGCAGCUUCUCAGCGAGAAUCUUGGGCAUGGUGUGGGCCGGCUUUGCCAUGAUCAUAGUGGCAUCGUAUACUGCCAACCUGGCUGCCUUCCUGGUGCUGGACCGGCCUGAGGAGCGCAUCACCGGCAUCAACGACCCGAGGCUGAGGAACCCAUCAGACAAGUUCAUCUACGCCACAGUGAAGCAGAGCUCUGUGGACAUCUACUUCCGGCGGCAGGUGGAGCUUAGCACCAUGUACCGCCACAUGGAGAAGCACAACUACGAGAGUGCCGCUGAGGCUAUCCAGGCCGUGCGCGACAACAAGCUGCAUGCUUUCAUCUGGGACUCUGCGGUGCUGGAGUUUGAAGCCUCGCAGAAGUGCGACCUGGUGACCACGGGAGAGCUGUUUUUCCGUUCGGGCUUUGGCAUAGGCAUGCGCAAGGACAGCCCCUGGAAACAGAAUGUGUCCCUGGCCAUUCUCAGUUCCCAUGAGAAUGGCUUCAUGGAAGAUCUAGAUAAAACCUGGGUGAGAUACCAGGAGUGUGACUCACGGAGCAAUGCCCCAGCCACACUCACCUUUGAGAACAUGGCAGGAGUGUUCAUGCUGGUGGCUGGAGGCAUAGCAGCAGGGAUCUUCCUCAUCUUUAUUGAGAUCGCCUACAAGCGACACAAAGACGCCCGAAGGAAGCAGAUGCAGCUGGCCUUUGCGGCCGUCAACGUCUGGAGGAAGAACCUGCAGGACAGUAAGGAGGCCUCUGGGAGCCAAGCUGUGGGCGCAUCGAUGACCCCAUCGUUACCCUCUUCCUCUCUAGAGACUCAGGAUGAUAGGAAAAGUGGUAGAGCAGAGCCCCCCGACCCCAAAAAGAAAGCCUCUUUUAGGUCCAUCAGUACCUCCCUGGCCUCCAGCAUCAAGAGACGUAGGUCAUCCAAAGACACGCAGUACCCACCCACCGACAUCACGGGCCAGCUCAACCUGUCCGACCCGUCUGUCAGCACGGUGGUGUGAGAGGGACAGAAGGAGAGAGCAACAUUCACUCCUUGGAGAGAGAGAGAGAGAGAGAGAGAGAGAGAGAGAGAGAGAGAGGGUGGGUGGGUGGACAAAGAGAGGCUUCCCCCAGCUCGCUGCAUUACUGCUGAAGCUAGUUGUCCCAUUGGCUUUACAGUGGAGCCAUGGAGAUAACCCUACAUUGAAGAUAGGACUGAUCUGAUCAUGGCACUUGUUACAGCUGGAUCUAGCCCGGCAUUAGUCAGCUCUAGGGUUCUGAGCUUACUUACACAUACUGUGUUUUUUUCUGUUUUCUCUAGUCACGCUCAAUUUAUGCUUAAAACAGUCCUAUCUUUGUCUAAAUUGACUUACUGCAGUGCAGACAUUGUGGUGUUGGAUACAAGUACUAUUUAAUAUAUCUACAUUAUCAAUGUUGCAGUUUAAAAAGUCCUGUUUAGUUAUAUGACUUAAGUAGAAAAAUAAGUGGACUUAAGCACUGUACAUAUCCUUUAACUGACAAGAACUGACUGUAACACACAUUAUCAUUUCACAGUAUGAAAGGUACACUGCUAAAUAUCAACGUUUAAGAAAUACCUGUCUUUUAACUCCACAUAUUUAAAUAAAAUAUGUCUUUGAUAAGUUGGACAUGUUUUAAUAGUGAGAACAUAAACUUCUGUGCCAAUAUAAUAUUUUGAAGCAACGAUACUAGAGAUGGAAGCAUGCAUGUAUUGUAAAUGCAUACCCACUGGGCACAGACAUCAGUUCAACGUCUAGUUUGAACUUACAUUUUGUUGAGUCUUCAACUAAUGUAAAUUUAACGUAAAAUCGACAAAACAUUUCACCAUGUCAUUGGAUAUAGAUAAACGUUUGGGUGGAAAAAAACAGUGCCCUUACGUUGAUGACUUUUUCCAAGACCAAUCAGUUUUCCACAUUGAUUCAACGUCAGCGCAUAGAUUUUUGGCAUUAAAAUGACAUGGAAAUAAUGUUGAUCCAACCAGUUUUUGCCUAAUGAGUAGAUGCAAAUGAGUAUUUAUUGAAUGAAUUAUUUGUCCCCAUGGUGUUAAUACUUAUACUGCUAUUCUAAUCACGGACGUUUUCAGAGAUACAAAAAUAACUAUCCAGUAAGUAUUAUCCUUUAGCGAACCUUGAAAACGUUCUGCCUGUGACGUAAUGUUCACAUUUACCUGUAUUUGGUCCAAUGAGGUCUUUACACCUUUGGUAUUGAGAAAGUGGCAAUACUAUAUUCUUAUUUGAAGGGGAUUUUCAAUCACUAAUCCAGUUCGAAACUAUAGGAAAUAUGUUAUUUGUUAUCACUCUCUGAAAGUAUACUAUCAAUGUUUCUUAAUCCUGGUCAUUGGGACCCAAAUGGGUGCACAUUUUUGUUUUUGCCCUUGCACUACACACCUGAUUCUGCUAAUCAAAGGUUUGAUAAUUAGUUGAUUAGUAGAAUCAGGUAUGUAAUGCUAGGGCAAAAUCUAAAAUGCCUACCCAUUGGUCGUAUUCCCCUGCUCAGAUGUUGCUGACACAUGCGAGAUCUUACACAGCCUGGAUAGGUAUUUUACAUAUUAGCUUACCACAUCAUAUGUAAUAGCAAUCUGGUACCAGACUCCACAGUCGAUGACAUGACACGCAACCAUUUGUUGAUGCAUGCAAUGUCUGGGAAGGGGAACAUGACCUUUGUUAUCGGCCAUAUGUUUGGGAACACCCUCUCCCUUGCUUUCAUUAGUCUUUCUCAUCUCCAGUUUCAAAGGGUUGCAUCAAAGAGCCAGGUUUUUCACCCAACCAGCACUUGGUAUUUCAUGCAAAAACCUCCUACCUGUGCACAACAGUCUAUCUUCCAUUUGCACUUUGGUAUGUCUUACAUGGAAGGAACCCAAGUGAAUUGAUAAUUCAGCUUAACUUGCAGUCUUUGUGCUGUGAGGUUGUAUACAUAUCUUGGUUAGAUGCGAAAACGGGCCGUUUCCCAGGCUCUGGAGUUGAGAAACAACUGAGGUAUAUUGAAAGAAAGACUAUUGCACAGUUCUGGCAUGGCACUGCAGAGCACUUUAAAGGGAUACUUCGGGAUUUUGGUAAUGAGUCCCUUUAUAUACUUCACCAGAGUUAUCUACUUUGCCAAGUCAUGGAUACCAUUUUUAUGUCUCUAGUAUGAAGCAAGUUAGAGGUAGUUUCACGAGUCAAUGCUAACUAGCGUGCUAGAAGAUACCCAUAAACUUCCAGUCAUUGCACUAACACUAGUUAGCAAUUGCGCUACCGGUAGUUAGCAAAUUAAUUCAAACUGCACGCAGAGACAUACACAUUUUAUCCACAAGUUCAUCUGACUGGGGAAGUAGAUAAAGGGCCUCAUUGCCAAAAUCCGGAAGUAUCCCUUUAACUUGAGGGCUUCCCCAUACUGUUCCCAUCAACAAGGCUAAUUGAGAUAUUAUUAUGCAUUCAGCAGGCAAGUACAUAAAAAUGUAUAUGAAUAGUAGUAGAAAAAGGCUCACAACAGAGAUUAUGGUCUAAUUGUUAUAAUAUGCGUAUCUCAUACAAACACACAUUUCUUUAUUUGUUUGGUGGCCAAGUUUUCUAUGAAACAUGUAGAUUGUAGUACUUCGCUGGAGAAAAAAACACAAUAUUUGUCUAUUUAAAGCACUAAAACAGCAUUUAGUUUCUGAAUGUGAAAUUUGAUCAUUUAAAAAGUUACUUCUGGUCAUGUUCUCAUUCUGGCCUAUGCAUGCUUAUGUGUGUUUAGCAGUAUUCUUGUUUGGUUCUUGAAUGCCUACUGAUUAUUGGCCAUGCAGAUCUUGUUUCGUUUUCUGAAACGCAUACUAUGAAUGCAAUGUAAAUAGAAUAUUGCACUUGUCGUAAUACUGCUGAAGAGAAUGUCAUUUUCACACACAAACACACACACACACACACACACACACACACAAUCACCCUCAAUGACACACACACAUGCACUGUACACAUUUUUAAGUUUUAUCUCCUCAAUUAUAAAGAUGAUAUAGAAAAUGAUUUUCAAUAAAAUAAUAUUGUUUGUAUAGAUGCACUUGUAAAUAAAAUGUACCUAUUGCCAAAUGUAAUUAUAGAUGCUUUCAUUUUUGCACAUAUACAACGUUGUCACGCCCUGGUCGAAAUAAAUUAUGUUUAUCUUCAUUUAUUUGGUCAGGCCAGGGUGUGACAUGGGUUAUUGUGGUGUGUUUUUGUCUUGGGGUUUUGUGGGGUGUCUUGCAUAGUCUAUGGCUGCCUGAGGCGGUUCUCAAUCAGAGUCAGGUGAUUAUCAUUGUCUCUGAUUGGGAACCAUAUUUAGGCAGCCAUAUUCUUUGAGUGUUUCGUGGGUGAUUGUUCCUGUCUCUGUGUUUAUGUUCACCAGAUAGGCUGUAUAGUUUUUCACGUUCCGUCUGUUGUUUUGUACAUUCAGUUUUUUCAUAUCUAGUUGUAUUUUCAUUAAUAAACAUGAGUAACCACCACGCUG